CAUCUGCCUCGCCUUGGUCCAGCUGCUCAUGCCCUGCUCAGCUCAGUUUGCUGUGAUUGGACCCCCUGAGCCCAUCCUGGCCUUGGUGGGUGAAGUUGCUGAGCUGCCCUGUCAUCUGUCUCCGAAGAUGAGUGCUGAGUCCAUGGACCUGAUGUGGGUGCGAUCUGGCUUCAGGCAGGCGGUGUGUGCAUAUGCAGAUGGCAAGGAAGAAACAGAGAUAGCAGAGUAUCGAGGGAGAACAUUGAUUUCAAGAGAGGACAUCGCUGAAGGGAAGGCUGCUCUGCGGAUUCACAACAUCAGAGCCUCUGACAGUGGAACCUACCAGUGUUAUUUCCAAGAUGCCAAUUUCCUUGCAAAAGCCCAGGUGGAGCUGAAGGUAGCAGGGUGGAGGAAUCUGCAGUACCUGGCAAAGGGUGACAGGGCUCAGGCCUAUGCUGAGUGGAAGAUGGCUCUUUACCAACCUGCGGACGUGAUUCUGGAUCCGGACACCGCACACCCCAACCUUCUUAUUUCUGAGGACCAGAGGAGCUUGCAGUACACAUACACAUGGCAAAGCCUGCCAGACAACCCCAGGAGAUUUCAGGAUCAUUACUGUGUGCUGGGCCGUGAGAGCUUCAAAUCAGGGAGACACUUCUGGGAGGUGGAAGUGGGGGGCAGGAAACAGUGGCAAUUCGGGGUGUGUAGGGAGAAUGUGGAGAGAAAACGUUAUCCUUCAAUAACACCCCAGAAUGGAUUCUGGACAAUAGCACUGUUGGGUGGGCAUGACUUCCAUGCUCGAACGGAUCCCCGGAGCCAACUCACAAUUGUCAACCCUCUUAAAAGAGUAGGGGUCUUCCUGGACUAUGAGAAUGGGGAGGUCUCAUUCUAUGAUGCCAUCAAUGGAGUCCACAUCUUCACCUUCCCACAGGCUUCCUUCUCUGGGCCUCUGUGGCCUCUUUUCAGGAUUUUCUCACAGGAGCCCACUGCCUUGACCAUUUGCCCAGCACUAAAAGGAUCGGGGAGCUCCCCUGUGUCUGACCCACUGCCUGGCCCUUCCCUGGAGACCCCAGAACCCUCAGGCUCAACUGAUGGCAAUGGGGACCCUCAAGCAGAACUACAGCUUUUCCUUCCCCCUGCCCAGCCCUGA
Molecule: messenger RNA, 1126 nt
Organism: Eptesicus fuscus (big brown bat)
Lineage: Eukaryota; Metazoa; Chordata; Mammalia; Chiroptera; Vespertilionidae
Product: butyrophilin subfamily 3 member A3-like
Exons: 7
Coding region: 29-1126 (365 amino acids)
Biological process (GO): T cell receptor signaling pathway; regulation of cytokine production
Cellular component (GO): external side of plasma membrane
Molecular function (GO): signaling receptor binding
Source: RefSeq, a predicted model, not a curated record